UUAAUUAUAAAUGGACGCUGAAGUCACAAUCUUUGAUAAAAUCGUAUCUGGAUAGAUAAAAGCAAACAUUGUUUAUUAGGAUGAUCUAGUAUAAAUUAACUAUAUUUAGUGCCUUGCCUUCCAUGAUGUCAAUCCAUAAGCUCCUGUCCAUAUUCUAUUGAUUCCAAAAUAACGAAAUGGAUUGACAUAAUUAUCGAAGGCUCAAGAACACAAUAAAGAAGUCUUAGGCCAUCUAUUGUUCACCGUCACUAAGAUCGUUGAGUUGGUUGAUGAAUUGAAGCAAGGAUUCAGAAUCGUCAUUAAUGAUGGAGAGAAUGGAGGUCAGAGUGUUUGGCAUCUUCAUCUACAUAUAAUUGGAGGAGAACAAUUAACUUGGCCUCCAGGAUCCAGUGGAACCUAAAAGAAAUGAGCAAUUGGUUAAAAUAAUAAU
Messenger RNA from Paramecium octaurelia, 430 nucleotides. Lineage: Eukaryota; Ciliophora; Oligohymenophorea; Peniculida; Parameciidae. The record is from the annotation of a GenBank genome assembly.